Molecule: messenger RNA, 1354 nt
Organism: Sesamum indicum (sesame)
Lineage: Eukaryota; Viridiplantae; Streptophyta; Magnoliopsida; Lamiales; Pedaliaceae
Product: putative Myb family transcription factor At1g14600
Molecular function (GO): DNA binding; DNA-binding transcription factor activity
Source: RefSeq, a predicted model, not a curated record
AUCAAUUAUCAAUAACAAAAACCACAAAACUCAAUUCUAAAGAUGCAACUAAGUGAGUGACUUAUAGUACAAAAAUGGAAGCCCUUCUACUGGAUUAAACUAAAAAAUUUGAGAACAUAGCAUUUGAAUAAGACGUACACAUUGCAUGUCAAUAAAUACUCCAUGGUUAUCACCCUAAGAACAUCACCAUAUUCUAAGACUAUAUUAAACCAAAGACCAUUAUGCAUUUUGCAUAACAGUGUCAAUAGUUUGGACCUGGAGGAGGAAACAAAAUACACCAGGAGUAAAAAAGAGAAAGGUCACUGGUUCAGCUAUACCUCUUGGUAAGGUGAACCAACCAAAUUCUCACAGAACCAUGAACAAGGAAGUAAGAGAAACCAUUUUCAGUUAGAUUUCUUAAUCCCAACUUGGUAAGGUUGAGAAUGAGCUUUCAGAAAAUCUCCCAUCUUCAAAGAAAAAAGAAACCCCCUGAACUUCUCUAAUCAACCCAAUCAAAACGAAAACCCAUCACUUGGAGCUUUCAGAAAAUCUCCCAUAUCCCAAGAAAAGGAAAACCCUGAAGUUUCUAUAGAGAAGAGAGAGAGAGAGAGAGAGAGAGAUGGGGGUCUUUCAUCUUCCUCUCAGAGUCUAGGGUUUUGUUCUCCAAUCUAUUCUGUGUAGAAUUGUAGAUCAAAGAUCAAGAUUCUGAAUCCUAGUUGACGGAAUUUUCGUGCUACUUUAACAUGGAUAUCUCUUAUUGUGUGGGGAAUUUAAUAGUAUAGCCUACAAAGAGGGAAUAUAAUAGGAGAGUUCAUUCAUUUUGAUUUUGAGCUUCUAGGAAAGCCCUAGUUCUCAAACUGCUUUAGCUCUGUAUAGGCUGAUCUUAGUAGGUAGAUGUGCAUCUUGUAAUUAUAUAUAGCUAUAUGCAAAGUCUCAACUAGAAGGGAAAAGGGCCGACAGCGGAAACAAGAAGGCCAUGGAUAGUGGUGAAAAAGAAUGUUCCAAAACAAGCCCUUCUGAGAAAAAUGAUGAUGAGGAUGAGAGCCAAGGGAAAAACGAAAGCUGCACUGUUAAAGAUGGAGGAAGCUCAAGCAACAGCACGGUUGAAGAGAGCGAGAAGAAGCCAUCCGUGAGACCUUACGUUCGAUCCAAGAUGCCUAGGCUCAGGUGGACGCCUGAUCUCCAUAUGCGCUUUGUGCACGCUGUGGAACGACUUGGAGGACAAGACAGAGCCACGCCAAAAUUAGUGCUUCAAUUGAUGAACAUCAAAGGACUCAAUAUUGCUCAUGUGAAGAGCCAUUUACAGGCAAGUCUUGGAGAAACACUAAUAAAGAAAUGUCCAAGAUUCUUCUUUUAAAAAAAAAAAAAAAAAAAA